Messenger RNA from Owenia fusiformis, 3788 nucleotides. The record is from the annotation of a GenBank genome assembly. NCBI's taxonomy places the organism in Eukaryota, Metazoa, Annelida, Polychaeta, Sabellida, Oweniidae.
GCUAAAAUGAGUGAUGAGGACAAACUUGGAAAAGAACUCUGUGAUCUGACAAAUCAGGCACAUCGGGAUUAUGAGAAAGAAGGACAAAAGAUGAUUCAGUUGGGGGAUCUUUACAAGGGAAUGUGUUCUAAUAACUCCAAGAAGCAUGAACAUUAUGUCAAUGCCGUGGCACUUUAUAAAGGGGCUUUGGCAUGCAAGUCUGUGGGAAAAAAGAAUCAAAAUAUUGAGCAAUACCAACAAUGGAUUCAAAUGUUAUGUGAUGAAGUUGAGAUGAUGUACCUCAAGAAUAUACUUGGCAAUUUACCCACUACCCAAGAUGCAUCUGCUGGUAUUGAGAGAGGUAUGUCAAAAACAAAUGCGCAGGGAAAUCCCAAAGAAGGGUUGAAUUCCUACAGAUCCAGUCUUAAAGUAAAGAUGAAGGACACAGUAGAUUUAAUGAUGGAGUGGCCAAAGGCUGACAAUGGACCAAAUCCAGAGUAUGAGGAAUGCCUCAACCAAAUGAUAAGAUCUAUAUGUGGAGACAACACAAGUUUCAUGAAAGAAUUCAUUUCUGGGUUAAUGGAGAAAAGCAUUGCUGUAUGUGGACCCCCACCCUGUAAAUUCACUAUGGUGGGACUGGGGUCUCUUGCAAGAGGUGAAAGCACCCCCUACUCUGAUCUAGAAUAUCUGUUCUUAACAGAGAAUAAUAGGCAUGAUGAAUAUUUCCUUAAUCUCCACUUCUACUUUCAAAUAAAAGUGCUCAACUUGGGAGAGACCCCUCUAACUGUAUUGGGAAUAAAGGGGCUAAAUGACUUCUACAAAGAAAAAGAGAAACUGUCACAUGUAUUUUUUGAUGAUACAACGCCUAGUGGGUUUAAGUUAGAUGGCAAUAGACCAUGGGCAUCUAAAUUACCACCUGGUCAUGAGGGAACAGAAAGAAAAGAACCAAUCAAACUAAUUGGAACACCUAAGUACAUGGCUGAGCUUAGUACCCUAGAAGCUGAUAAGAAAAAUGGCUAUCACCUAGCAGCUAUCAUCUCCACAGCAACAAAGAUAAUGGGGGAUGAGGAGUUGUUCCAGGAAUUCAGAGUUGAACUAGCUAGGGUCAGAAAACAAGAGAACACUGAGAUGAUGUUCAAAACUUGUAUUGAGUGAUGGAGGAAGAUUGCACUAAAUAUAAAAUAAGACGUGAUUUUAACGUAUAUUUCACUCGAAAUGCCAAACUAGACUAUUAUAGAUUUCCUUCAAUCAUGGUCAAUAAUUUGAAAGAUUUGUUUCAGAUUGAUAAAACAUCGCCAUGGGAGAUCAUUGAUGAAUUAGAAAUAUUCAUUGGUAAGGAAAAUUGUUCCCACUUGUUGCUGAUGGUCAAUUUUGUCAUUGGAGUUAGGCUGUUCACAUACUGCGUGAAGAACCAGCAGCACGAUGCUAUUCAUAUAUGCACAGCUACACGACACUUAUCUGGUGCACAUUUACAAGAUGUUUUGAUGGACACUACAGCAUCCUCUAGGGAUGUCAUUACGAUUCCAUUCACCAACUUGCUACAGCAUUUCUUCCUCAGGUACAUGAGCUGUUCCUUAUCUGUCCCUGCAAGACUAAAAGAUGCAGCAAACAAGAGUCCCAGUAGUUUUAAACAGCUGAUGCAAGGAUGUCCAAUGUACUGUGGAUGUAAAUACUGCAUCCUGUUAGCAAAAUUAUUAACAAACUUUCAGGCUGAUGAUGUCAUUGAUAAGGUAGAUGUAGUGCUGAAAUCUAUAGAAGAAUCAUGGCACCACAAAAUAGAACCUGCUGAUAGAGCUAGAGAUAUAGUAUUUGGAAUCAUCCAGAAGUGGUAUCUUGAAAUAGAAGAUUAUCAUUCAAUACUGAAGCUUCUCCAGGAUGAGCUCCAGUCAAAUCAACAUCUUACCAGCAGCGAAAAAGCAAACCUUUUAUAUUACACAGCUGAAUGUCAAACGAAGCUGGAAGAAUACCCUACAGCACUAACAUCUAUUGAGGAAGCUAUAAAGAUGUCUCCAGCAAGUGAUCUCUUUGCGCAUAUGAUGCUGAAGGCUGAGAUUCUACACAAACUGCAGGACUACACACAACUUGAGAAGUGUUGUAAGCGCUCCAUGGAACUUCAAUCUCAAUGUGUGCCAAAGUUAAAUGUGACCAAAGACACACUCGAGAUAUAUUACUACUACACUGAUGCCCUUAUACAGAACAAAGAGUUUGAAGCUGCACUGGGUUACCUGGAAAAGGCCAAGUCUCUGUGUAAGCAAGGGGAGGAGAUUCACUGGACAUUUAAACAGUUCCUCCAGAGAAUGAUAACCUGUUUCAUAGCCUUGGGAAAACAGGACAAUGCUGAAUAUAUCAGAAAACUCUUGGAACAACAUAAGAACAAGUGAACAUAUCAUCAAUACUCCUAUGAGAGAUGUUUUAUCAAUAUGAUGUAAAUCUUUCAAGAUGAAAGUAUUAAACUUACUAUAAAGACACAUAGGUAAAUAUAUAUUUAGCAUUCAAUCUGUAAGAUAAUAAAAUGUUUAAUACCUUGUUCAUCAAGGUACAUCUUGUAAGGUACAUCAAGUGUAUUUUCUAAUUUGAGAAUUAACAAUAUGUUGGACACUGAAAGAAACCAUGCUAAAUUAUAUUAUACAAAUGAACAGUUGUGAAUGACAAUUCAUAUAAGAAACACCCUGCAAGUUGACAAUUUCUAAAAAAUCCUGUACCUGAUGACUUCAUGUUAAUAAUUAACAUCUGUAAACAAAAAAGGCAUUCCAUUUACACAGGUUUUACUGCAAAUGUUUUUGUAAAAUAUCUUGCAUCAAGCUCUUGUACAAAUAUACAGACCUUCUACACAAGGUACAAAAAUAGGUAAUGGGGUUGGAGGUGCUGCGCUGAGGCUUGAUGCAAGACUAUAUCUACAUAUGUACAGUUUAAAUGAGGCUAGGUGCAAGGCUGUACCUAGAUAUGGACAGUUUAAAGUUAGAAUGAGAGAUAAAGAGAGUGACAGCUACAUUACAGUGCAAACAAUUGCACUAUUUAUGAUUUUGUAAAUGAUGUGUACUUUGGUAUUUCAAAUCAAUUAUCAUUAAAAGACAGUGUUCCCUUGAAUAUUAAAUUUUGAUAUUUAUAGGGAUACCAAGGAAUGACAAUGAAUGGUCAGUCAAAAGAAACUGAAGGCACAGAGUUUGGAACAGUUGUCCUCUAUCUCCGAUUCUACCCUUAAAUUAAUUUUGUAACAGUGUAUGUUCAGUAAUAUAUCCUUCUUGUAAGCCUAUUGCCAUCUUGUUGUGGUCAAUACUGUGAAAAGGUUUUGAUAUGGUCAAAAUGCCCAUUUAGUGUGUAAUUCAUUUCUAGUAGGCUUUCAAGAUGCUUGAUGUAAUCAAUAUCACAUGAAGCUUGCUUAUAAUAUAAAUAUAGAAACAUAGCACAAAGUUGCUAAAACUUGUCUCCUUAUGGGGGAAUUGGGCAUAUUAAGACAUGAUAAAACCAAAGACAUUGUCUGUGGUAUAAUAUUAAUAUAUCAGUAAAAACCUGUGGCACAGGUAUUCAUCUCAAUAGAAUUAAAAAUAUUUAUAUGUUUUAUAUUGUAUCUAAUAUCUUCAAGUUCAAUAUCAAAAUGUUCAGUCCAAUAUCUACAUGUUGUAAUAUCAAAAUUUUCAGUUUACUAUCUAGAUGUUCAGUUUAAUAUAAAAAUCUUCAGUUUAAUAACUACAUGUUCAGUUAAGUAUCAACAUGUUCAGUUUAAUAUCUACAUGUUCAGUUAAAUAUCUACAUGUUCAGUUAAAUAACUACAUGUUCAGUUUAAUAACUACAUGUUCAGUUUAGUAUCA